Scylla paramamosain (green mud crab) is the source of this 2090-nucleotide messenger RNA. RefSeq names its product collagen alpha-4(IV) chain-like. Gene Ontology annotation, molecular function: extracellular matrix structural constituent conferring tensile strength. Gene Ontology annotation, biological process: extracellular matrix organization. The coding region runs from base 16 to 1509 and encodes 497 amino acids. The record is from RefSeq and is a predicted model, not a curated record. NCBI's taxonomy places the organism in Eukaryota, Metazoa, Arthropoda, Malacostraca, Decapoda, Portunidae. The transcript is spliced from 5 exons.
UGUGUUUCAGUUGGUAUGUACGUAAUUUUUUUCCAUGUACGUAUUUUUCCCUCCUUAGCUGCGUGUGUACGUUUCUGUGUACGUUUCUGUAAAGGGGAUGGCGCGGCGCCCCCUCCUGCUGGUGGUGGCGGUGGUGGUGGCGGCCGGGGUGGAGGGGGGCGGAGGAGGGGCCAGCUCUCUCCCCCUUACCCCACGCCCCCCCAGGAGACGCCCCCUCUCAUCUCCCCGCCCAACUACAGCGAUAUAGAGUCACACAACAUGACACAGGUGCUGCAGGAGCUGGAGUCCUUCUUUCAGACCCUCCCUGGCCUGCCCCCCAAGACACCCAGGAAGCGGCAGGAGUGCCCCUUACAGCGCCAACAGUCCUGCCCCAACUACUGCCCCCUCCCGCCCCAGCGCCCUGUCUGCCCGAUCACCCCCUGCCCUCACCCCCCUGUCCCCCUAACCGCCCCUGCCCUCCUCCACCCCCCUGCCCGCCCGACCGCCCCUGCCCUCCUGAACGGCCAUGCCCUCCUGAACGCCCGUGCCCUCCAGACCGCCCCUGUCCUCCUCCUCCGCCAUGUCCACCUGACCGCCCAUGCCCUCCUGGACCUCCUUGCCCUCCUCCACCUCCCUGCCCGCCCGACCGCCCCUGUCCUCCUGAGCGGCCAUGCCCUCCUGAACGGCCGUGCCCUCCAGACCGCCCCUGCCCUCCUCCUCCGCCAUGUCCACCAGGACGCCCCUGCCCUCCCGGACCUCCCUGCCCUCCUCCACCCCCUGCCCGCCCGAUCGCCCUUGCCCUCCCUCUUAUCCAUGCCCCCCAGGACCCCCAGGCGAACCAGGUGUCCCCGGGCCCCCAUGCGUCGGCCCUCCCGGUGCACAAGGUCCCCCAGGGUUAGGGUUCCCAGGCCCCCCGGUCGGCCAGGCCUUCCGGGGUCCUGUGGGGGGCGGGUGUCCCCUAACCGCCCAGGAAACUGUGGAAAUGAUAACCUGAUUAGCGAGAUUCUCAUUCUGCUUGGAAGAGGAUGCUGUGGACACGAUUGUCAGGACACAGGGCCGGAGGAGUGCACCUGGGACAGUGGAUAUCUGUGGGGGCUGUUCCUGCAGGUGAAGAGCAAGGUAGCACUGAUCACCAAGCUGGACACAAGCAUAGACGUAAUGGUGGCCACGGUGUUCAAGAUGCGCCUUACUGUGCAGCGAGCCUAUGACAUGGUUGGUGACCCGGGGGCUCCUGGUGACGAGGGUGACCCUGGGGAGAAGGGCGAUAAGGGACCCACUGGGGAGCCUGGCCAGUGCCCCGAGAUGACCUGCCUGGUGGGCCCUGCUGGUCCCCCGGGGCGCACUGGGGAGAUAGGGGAGCCGGGGCCCAAGGGGGAGUGUUGCUACGGAGCGAGGGGACACCGGGGGCUGAAGGGCACGGCCGGGCGAGGCACCCCUGGGGUCUCCGGGGUGGCAGGACGCAAGGGAGACAAGGGGGACCCGGGCCGUAUCAUCUGGGGGGGACAAGACCUCGAUGUCUCCCCAUGGUGAUUUUACUGCAGUCUACCUUGAAAGAUGCUCGUUUUCUUUGGGUUAAUUUUGUUUAUUAUUAUUUUUGUUGUUUAUGGGAGUCUGCCUUGAAAUUUCCACGUUUUCUUUGAUGUAUUAAUAUUCUUAUUUCUAUUUAUUUUUAUUUAUUUAUUCAUUGUUAUUUAGAUUUAUCAUGAAUUAUUUAGUUUUCUGUGAUUUAACAAUAUUUUAAUUAUUUAUUGCAGUCUCCAUUCAAAUUUACUUUUCAUUAUUAUUAUUAUUAUUAUUAUUAUUAUUAUUAUUAUUAUUAUUAUUAUUAUUAUUAUUAUUAUUAUUCAUGUCUAUUUGUGUUUCAUCAUAUUUGUAAAUUUAUAGUAUAUUUCGUAUUGCAAGUGAUUUCGCAUCUUGCUUUAUUCUGUUCAAUGUAAGGUACUGUUAAGGUAACGUUAAGCACGGCAUUCUGUCACUAGUCGGGUUGUACAAGCCACGCACCGUACCUCCAAUACACCUGCGUACGAUACUCACAAAACCGUACUAUACUCCUACACUUAAGAAAUACUGAGGGAAAGACUAUCGUAUAAAUAAACUAUCAGAAGAAAUAC